Molecule: messenger RNA, 2185 nt
Organism: Thunnus maccoyii (southern bluefin tuna)
Lineage: Eukaryota; Metazoa; Chordata; Actinopteri; Scombriformes; Scombridae
Gene: gja10b
Product: gap junction protein alpha 10 b
Exons: 2
Coding region: 286-1650 (454 amino acids)
Biological process (GO): cell communication
Cellular component (GO): connexin complex
Source: RefSeq, a predicted model, not a curated record
GCACUGAAAUAGUGUCAGCUACACUGCACAGUGGGGUCUCGUCUGUCUCUAAGGGACAACAAAUAAGCCCCGAUGUCUCCACAAAUGAAUCUGCUCUUUCAUGAUGGCUUUACAUUGAAGCACAUGAGACAAGCACCCUAGAAAAAUGUAAGUAAAGCAAGUUUUUUAUUGCAUGUUUAAUAUUCCCAUUGUAAAAGUUAACCAAAUAGCCUCUAAAAGCUUGUUGAUCUAACUGGCUACUCGUGAUUAUUUCUUCGAUGACAGCAAAUAAUAAUGUAACACAAGAUGGGGGAUUGGAACUUAUUAGGGAGUAUUUUAGAAGAGGUCCAUAUUCAUUCCACCAUCGUGGGGAAGAUCUGGCUCACCAUCCUCUUCAUUUUCCGGAUGCUUGUGCUUGGUGUGGCGGCUGAGGACGUCUGGGAUGAUGAGCAGAGUGAGUUUGUUUGCAACACAGAGCAACCUGGCUGCAAGAAUGUCUGCUACGACCAGGCUUUCCCCAUCUCCCUCAUCCGCUACUGGGUCCUUCAGAUCAUCUUCGUGUCCUCUCCCUCUCUGGUCUACAUGGGGCAUGCGUUGUACCGUUUGAGGACCCUUGAGAAGGAGAGGCACAAGAAGAAAGCCUGUCUGAAAGUUGAGCUGGAGGGGACAGACCCUGCGCAGGAGGAUCAUAAGCGAAUAGAGCGAGAGCUCAGGAAGCUAGAUGAACAGAAGAAAGUAAGGAAAGCUCCCCUUCGAGGCUCCUUGCUGCGCACAUAUGUUUUCCAUAUCUUGACCAGAUCUGUGGUGGAGGUGGGUUUUAUAAUAGGUCAGUGUGCUCUGUAUGGCAUUGGACUGUCUCCUCUCUACAAAUGUGAACGGUUGCCUUGCCCCAACAGUGUCGACUGUUUUGUGUCACGACCAACAGAGAAGAACAUUUUCAUGGUUUUCAUGCUGGUUAUUGCCGGAGUUUCUUUAUUCCUCAACCUCCUAGAGAUCUUCCAUCUGGGGGUGAAGAAGAUCAAACAAAGCUUGUAUGGAUACAAAUAUGGAGAUGAUGACAGCGUGUACAGGUCAAAGAAAAACUCUAUGGUGCAGCAGGUCUGCGUGCUCACUAAUUCCUCACCACAAAGGUUGAUGCAGCUCACACAGAUGACCUGCUCUGUUGUGUCUGAUGCUCAUGGGGAGACUUUGAACAGCUCCAACCAGCAGGCUCUGCAGCAGCUGGGGGCUGUGGAGCGGCGCUACACUCUGGACAACAGGAAGUCAUGCAGCAGUGAAGAAUCCAACGGACCUCACAGCUCCGGCCAGCCACAGUACGCAGAACCUCGACCUACACUGAUGGCCAGCCACAUGGAGAUCCCAGCAGCCCUGAGGAACGCGCAGAGGAAGCAGAGCCGAGUGAGUAUCUGUAAGGAGCUCAGUGACAUGAGUGAUUCUCCAGAGAGCGACCACUACCCCACCGCCAGGAAGUGCAGUUUCAUGUCCAGAGGAAUGUCGGAGGGAAAGCUGGCCACUCCGUCUGAUAGCGCCGAUUCUCAGAGUGGAACAGACGUUGAGGCCCAGCACCUCAACCAGGGAGAGAGUCCAGUGAUGACCCCCCCACCUCCAGCCGCUGGGAGGAGGAUGUCCAUGAGCAUGAUCCUGGAGCUGUCUUCCAUCAUGAAAAAGUAAAUUGAAAAUGAUGAUUUUGGGAACAAAGUUGGAGGCAUGUAGGAGUUUUAAAGGGGCCGAGGGAUCCUGAUCGCAAAGCGAAUCUCAUCCUGUCUCUCAACUGCAACGUUAUGUUUUCAUAGUAUGUUUAUACAGUAUGUAUCAUGCAUGAACAAGAGCUUCAGUUCAGUUAUACUCACAUGACAUUCCACAGACAAUGCUUAAUACUUUGCUUCAUGUUGUGUACAAUGAUAUCUCCAGCUUCUCAUUAAUUUUAUAUUGUUAGUUUGCAAGCAACUUGCUAUUUAGGGUUGGGUUUGUGGAGACAACAAAUCAAAUAUGAAUCAAAAUUAUAUUUGGCUCAAAACAUAUGUGAAGGCUCAUAAAAUGAGGCCUGUCGCAAAGAUAUUUGACAGAAGAUUGUAAUUACAGAUUGUGGAAAUUGCAACCACAAAAAAGAUGAGAGAACUCUUUAUACCAGUGUUUAUGGUUUAUCAUACAGAAUGAGCUGGAGAAAAAAAAGGGCUCUUCAAAUUCAACAUUUCGUUUCGAUUGA